AUGGCUGUCAUUGUGGUUAAGGCAUUGAAAUUUCAUGCUGGUGACCCUGAUAGCAAGGAAAUUUUGGAUGAGAAAGAUGCCCGCAAUCGCCCGCUUGAUGUUCAAUAUCAAUCUAAACCCGAAAGAAGAACUAAAAAGUUCGUUAAAUCCCUGGUGUCGAGCUUGAAUUUGAGUGCAGGGACUGAAUGGUCAAGCUCGGAAAAUGGGAUUUUGAAGUCUGCUAGAGAGGCUGUUAAAAUUGGGGAAAAACUUUGGCAAGAGCUCGAAUUGAUAGGGAAAAAUAGAGCCAGCAGUAGUAAUAAUACAAGUGGUAGUAAUAAUAGUAGUAGAAGUGAGGAGUGCCCACAAUAUAUGUCUAUAUCUGCCGAUGUUUUCUUGAAGAAUGGGAGAGUGAUGGUUUUGACGUGUGGGUUGACAUUGGGGUCGCAUAUUACGGUGGUCGGAAAGCCGAGGGUGGCACAUAUGGAGACUGACCCGCAGAUUUCUCUGUUGAAGGAGGGGCAAUAUGUGAUGGUUUCGCAGUUUAUGAUGGAGUUGCAGGGGUUGAAAGCGGUGGACGGGGAGGACCCACCAAGGAUUCUGCAUUUUAAUCCGCGGUUAAAGGGUGACUGGAGUGGGAAACCUGUUAUUGAGCUGAACACUUGUUAUAGGAUGCAGUGGGGGACAGCACAGCGGUGCGAGGGAUGGAAGUCCCGGGAUGAUGAGGAGUCUGGUGAGUAG
Messenger RNA from Fraxinus pennsylvanica, 720 nucleotides. The record is from the annotation of a GenBank genome assembly. NCBI's taxonomy places the organism in Eukaryota, Viridiplantae, Streptophyta, Magnoliopsida, Lamiales, Oleaceae.